Molecule: messenger RNA, 1367 nt
Organism: Hirundo rustica (Barn swallow)
Lineage: Eukaryota; Metazoa; Chordata; Aves; Passeriformes; Hirundinidae
Product: dystrobrevin beta-like
Exons: 12
Coding region: 165-1343 (392 amino acids)
Biological process (GO): synaptic signaling
Cellular component (GO): synapse; plasma membrane
Molecular function (GO): zinc ion binding
Source: RefSeq, a predicted model, not a curated record
CCGCGCGGCGGCGGCCGGGACCGUUGGAGCGCGGCGGCGGCUGAGGCGGCCCGGCCGCCCCUGGAGCCCCGGCAGCGGCUCAGGUUGUCGUUUAAAUGUCUGGAGAAGGAAGUGAGUCCGGGAAAGUGGAAGUUGCCCUGAGAGACUUCUCGGUGUGAUUCAGGAUGAUUGAGGAGAGCGGGAAGAGGAGGAGGACCAUGGCAGAGAAGAGGCAGCUGUUCAUGGAGAUGAGAGCCCAGAACUUCGAUGUGAUCCGGCUCUCCACGUACAGAACCGCCUGCAAGCUGCGCUUCGUGCAGAAGAGGUGCAACCUUCACCUCGUGGAUAUCUGGAACAUGAUCGAGGCUUUCCGGGAUAACGGCCUGAACACUUUGGAUCACGGCGCCGAGCUCGGCGUGUCCCGCCUGGAAACCAUCAUCUCGUCCAUCUACUUCCAGCUGAACAAACGGCUGCCCUCCACGCACCAGAUCAGCGUGGAGCAGUCCAUCAGCCUGCUGCUCAACUUCGUCAUAGCGGCGCUGGACAGCGAGGGCCACGGGAAGCUGACGGUGUUCUCGGUGAAGGCCAUGCUGGCCACCAUGUGCGGGGGGAAGAUCCUGGACAAGCUCAGAUAUAUUUUCUCUCAGAUCUCAGAUUCCAACGGGCUGCUGGUUUUCAGCAAGUUCGACCAGUUCCUGAGGGAGGUGCUGAAGCUGCCCACGGCCGUGUUCGAGGGCCCCUCCUUCGGCUACACCGAGCACGCCGUGCGCACCUGCUUCCCCCAGCAGAAGAAGGUGAUGCUGAACAUGUUCCUGGACACGCUGAUGGCUGACCCUCCUCCCCAGUGCCUUGUGUGGCUGCCCCUCAUGCACAGACUGGCGCACGUGGAAAAUGUCUUCCACCCCGUGGAGUGCUCGUACUGCCACUGUGAGAGCAUGAUGGGCUUCCGGUACCACUGCCAGCAGUGCCACAACUACCAGCUGUGCCAGAACUGCUUCUGGAGGGGCCACGCCAGCGGCCCCCACAGCAACCAGCACCAGAUGAAGGAGCACUCCUCGUGGAAAUCCCCGGCCAAGAAGCUGAGCCACGCCAUCAGCAAGUCGCUGGGCUGCGUGCCCAGCCGGGACCCGCCGCGGCCGCUGUUCCCCGAGCAGCCCGAGAAACCGCUGGACCUGGCCCACAUCGUCCCCCCCAGGCCCGUGAGCAUCGUGACCGAGGCCGUGCUCACCCAGGUCUCCUCGGGAGCGCCCACGCCAACCAAAAGGGUCUGGAGCUCUCAAGAGAACUUUUCCACCUGCGUUCCUGGCUUUUAUCCAAGGGAAGCGGCUGGAGGCGGGGACAAAGCCAGCGCCAGUCAGGGAUAAGGUGGGAGCGGAACAGAGCUGGAU